UCAUUUUUGUCCAAACCCUAAACCAUUUCUUCAUAUUCAUGUUCCUGUAUCAAUUAUCAAGAAUCGAAACCCAACUAAAAGUCCUCUUUUGUUUCUUUGAUAACCCAACCGUAUAUUGAGCACCAUUUUCUUGGUAUUUUUCUUUCAUUCAUAAACCCUUCAGAAGUCUGUCAUUAAAUUUCUUGUUCGAACAUUUCUCAAAUUUCUCAGACCUAAGAAGAAAAUCAUGGCUGCAAGAAUAGCCACCAAAGAUAUCAUCACCCUUCGUGGAUCAGCAGCAAUAGUCAGCGAAUUCUUUGGUUAUGCAGCCAACAGCAUAUUGUACAACCGCGGAGUUUACCCUGAGGAAAGUUUUGGAAAGGUGAAGAAAUAUGGGCUACCUAUGCUGCUUACUCAGGAUGAAGGUGUCAAAACCUUCAUUUCAAACUUAACUUCUCAGCUUUCAGAAUGGCUGGAAGCUGGGAAAUUGCAGAGGGUAGUCCUUGUCAUCAUGAGCAAGGCCAGCGGUGAGGUCCUAGAGAGGUGGAAUUUCAGUAUUGAGACUGACAGCGAAGUGGUUGAGAAGGGUGUCUCAAGGGAAAAGAGUGAUAAGGAGAUUAUGAGGGAAAUCCAAGCUAUCAUGAGACAGAUAGCUUCCAGCAUUACUUACUUGCCGUGCCUGGAUGAACCCUGUGUGUUUGAUGUUUUAGCCUAUACUGAUAAAGAUGUUGCAGUCCCAUUUACUUGGAUUGAGAGUGAUGCUAAGCUGAUUGCGAAUCCACAGAUGGUUAAGUUACAUUCCUUUGACACAAAGAUACACAAGGUUGACACUUUGGUCUCUUACAAGAACGACGAGUGGGACGAGCCAUAACUUUCAAAUCUGUGUUGUUUCCGUCUUGGUUUUAUUCAAAUUGUGAACUCUGGUGAAUCAUUGAUUCACAUCUUGUUGCAGUGGUGUGUUCUGUAAUAGUUGAUUUGUUAGGAUGAGCAACUUGUGAAUUUGUUUUGUGAAUCAUUGAUUCACACUGUUAAGACAUUGAUGUAUUUUGUACUGGUCCAUUUUUUUGGAUGAGCCAACUGCAACUGAGAACUUCUGAAUUUGAUCUUCUGUUGUCCCUGCCAUAUAUCACACUUUCAAGUUU
Messenger RNA from Coffea eugenioides, 1121 nucleotides. RefSeq names its product mitotic spindle checkpoint protein MAD2. Bases 227 to 850 code for a protein of 207 amino acids. Gene Ontology annotation, biological process: mitotic spindle assembly checkpoint signaling. The transcript has 7 exons. Lineage: Eukaryota; Viridiplantae; Streptophyta; Magnoliopsida; Gentianales; Rubiaceae. The record is from RefSeq and is a predicted model, not a curated record. Gene Ontology annotation, cellular component: nucleoplasm; kinetochore; cytoplasm.